Impatiens glandulifera is the source of this 1982-nucleotide messenger RNA. RefSeq names its product probable rhamnogalacturonate lyase B. The transcript has 15 exons. The record is from RefSeq and is a predicted model, not a curated record. Gene Ontology annotation, molecular function: carbohydrate binding; catalytic activity. Gene Ontology annotation, biological process: carbohydrate metabolic process. The coding region runs from base 63 to 1958 and encodes 631 amino acids. Lineage: Eukaryota; Viridiplantae; Streptophyta; Magnoliopsida; Ericales; Balsaminaceae.
GAAGGUCUCCAAGCAUUAAUGGGGAUGAUCUCACCACAUGGCCUCCAGUUCAAUUGCACAGGAUGGAUCAACAAGUGGUGGUUAUGGACAAUGGUCUGGUUAAUGUCACAUUAUCCAUCCCAAUAGGAGUGGUUUUAGGAAUACAAUAUGGUGGCAUUGAAAAUCUAUUAAAACCCAAUGGAGACAAUAGGCCAGGGUAUUGGGAUGUAGUUUGGGAUUAUCCCGAUUCUCCCAAACAACUCAAAAACAGUUAUGAUCAUUUAGAAGGCACAAGUUUUAGUGUGGUUAUGGAGAAUGAGAAUCAAGUUGAGGUUUCUUUUAUGAGGACAUGGGAUAAUUCAUCUCACAAUGACAAUGGAUUAGUCCCCUUGAAUGUAGAUAAAAGGUUUGUAAUGUUGAGAGGUCACUCGGGUUUCUAUUCUUAUGCGAUAUUUGAACGACUAGAGGAGGGGCCAGACUUCAAUAUGUACCAGGGUCGAAUUGUCUUCAAGCUCAACGAUACAUUGUUUCAAUACAUGGCAAUAUCGGAUGAGAGACCUAGGAUCAUGCCGACAACAAAUGAUCGAGAUCAUGGUCAAGUUCUUGACUAUCAAGAAGCCGUCUUAUUGACAAACCCAUCUAACCCUAAACUUAAAGGAGAGGUGGAUGACAAAUACCAAUAUUCAAUUGAAAAUAAGGAUAAUCGGGUACAUGGAUGGAUAUGCUCCGACCCAAUGGUUGGAUUUUGGAUGAUCACUCCAAGUGAUGAGUUUCGAACCGGUGGGCCUCUCAAGCAAGAUCUCACAUCUCAUGUCGGUCCAACCGUUUUAUCUAUGUUCUUCAGCACCCAUUAUGCUGGGGAUAAUUUGACAAUGAAAUUUAGGGAUGGGGAGCCAUGGAAGAAGGUAUUUGGUCCUGUUCUCAUAUAUCUAAACUCGGUUUCUCCAUAUGAAGAUCCGUCGUAUGAAGAUCCGUCGCGUUUUCUUUGGGAAGACGCUAAAGAACAAAUGUUGAUAGAAACCGAACAUUGGCCAUAUGAUUUUCCCCUUUCGGAAGAUUACCUUUCGUCUAAUGAACGCAGUUUAGUUAGUGGCAGAUUGCUAGUUCGCGACAGAUAUAUCAAUGAAAGCUUGAUAACUGCAAGUAAUGCUUAUGUGGGUCUUGCCCUGCCAGGCCAUAUUGGAUCAUGGCAAAUAGAACACAAGGGAUACCAAUUUUGGACCCAAGCCGACACCGAGGGUUACUUUUUAAUAAAAGAUAUUCGACCCGGAAACUAUUGCUUGUACGCAUGGAUGCCUGGAUUUGUCGGGGAUUACAAAUAUGACGAUUAUUUGAACGUCGAAUCAGGAGAGUAUAUGAGAUUGGGUGAGUUAAUAUAUGAUCCUCCAAGACAAGGUCCAACCUUAUGGGAAAUAGGCAUUCCAGAUCGAAGUGCUGCCGAAUUCUUUGUUCCUGAUCCAAAUCCAAAAUUUAUGAACAAUUUAACAGACAAAUUUAGGCAAUAUGGGUUAUGGGAUCGAUACACAGAUUUGUAUCCUUAUAAAGAUCUUGUAUUCACAGUGGGUGUCGAUAAUUAUGAGAAAGAUUGGUUCUUUGCUCAAGUUAACAGGAAGUUAGGGAAUAAGACGUACGAGUCAACAACGUGGCAAAUACAUUUUGAUAUCGAAGAGGUCGACCAUAUGGGAAAUUACACCCUUCUAUUAGCCCUAGCAUCAGCCCAUGAAGCAGAAUUAGAAGUUAGAAUCAAUGACUCGGACAUGUAUUUCACGACGGGAUUCAUAGGCAAAGACAACGCAAUCGCAAGGCAUGGAAUUCAUGGAAUAUAUUUGCUCUUCAUUGUUAGCAUAUCUCCAAGUUCUAAGCUUGUAAAUGGAAGAAAUAUAGUGUAUUUGAAACAGUCUAGAGGGUCUAGCCCUUUCAGAGGGGUAAUGUAUGAUUAUAUCCGUUUAGAAGGCCCUCAAUCUGCAUAUUCAAAUUGAUCAAAUUUGAAAUUUUCUACCUUU